AGUUCUUCAGGUUACAAGUAGUAACAUGAGCUGCAGCUCCUUUACAGAUGGAAAGUCAUGAAAACUGAAAAGGCCUGUUUCUGUUUGUUGUUAGAGCAGUUUGAAAUGUUCAUGUCACGUUCAUGAUUUAGAUAAUAUAUUUAUAGAAUUUUUUUGGAUUUAUGAUAUGUUUUUAAGCUGACCUUGUUUUGAUUCCACACCCCCGUCCUCAUUACCACCUUGAGCAAAGCCUAAGAACAAAAACAAACAAAAAACUAAACCUCCCUGAAUAAAUAAAGGUUUAAAUAGGUUUUUAAAAAUCUUUUGCAAGUCCUGACAAACUCAUACUCUAAAAAUUGUGUUUAUAUACUACGGUACUGAAUGGUUUUGCCAAAUUGGUGGGUGUUUGGCACUGCAGACUAGACUCCACCUCUUGCACAAGAUCAGGUUUAGAGAGGAAGGAAAUGUGGUCAACACAUUAGUUAGAGCUCAAGGAUAGAAACAGUAUGAUUCAUUCAGCCGCACUGACACCUUAAAUCUGUCUCACAUUAGUAGCGCGGAAGUUUAACUUGGAGCAGAAGCAGAACUUGUGCAUCUAAAACAUGUCUAAGACAGCAACACUGGAAUGGACGUGCCUUAAUAUCUAACAGGCAACUAGGCAAGACUGCUGUAAGGUAGAGCCAUCUCACUCCCACUUCCAACUAGACUCUACAAACCAGCUCUUCAAGGAAAUGGCUUCCAAGCGGCAAAUUUGCUUCAAGUGUCGCAUAGCAGUGGUCCUGCUAGUCCUCUUGGCUGGUAUUGCAGCUCUCAUCGCUGUCGCCAUCAUCCAGGACACCUGGAGGUCUAAAGAGUACAGCUUCCAGUAUGGCAUAGUGAUAGACUCGGGUUCAUCUCGCUCCAACGUGUACCUGUAUGAGUGGCCAGGGGAGAAGGAGAAUGAAACAGGAGUGGUGACUGAGAUAAUGAACUGUAGAGUUGCUGGUGACGGUAUCUCAGAGAUGAAAAUUGACCAAGAGAAAGAUGCUGCAUCAUGGAAAGCCUUCCGUGCCUGCAUGGAGAACAUCACCAAAGCCAUUCCUCCUAAAAAACACAAAACUACACCUCUCUUUUUGGGAGCUACUGCUGGAAUGCGGCUGUUACAUGAGGCGGAUGAACAGAGGUCCAAUGAAAUCCUGGCAAGUCUCAGAGACUACCUGAGCUCCCUUCCAUUCAUCUUCCAAAAUGCCUCAAUUAUUACUGGUCAGGAAGAAGGGCUGUAUGGGUGGAUUACUGUCAACUACCUCAUGGGAAACUUCCUAGAGAAAAACCUGUGGAACACCUAUGUACGCCCAGAAGGGGCAAAGACAGUGGGAUCCAUGGACCUUGGUGGAGCAUCGACACAGAUUGCCUUUGCAGUCCAGGACGAUCUUAUGGGGCCUGACUACCUGCAUGUCAAACUGUAUGGUUACCCUUACAAUGUCUACACACACAGUUUCCUCUGCUAUGGCAAGAAUGAGGCUGAGAAGAGGGUCCUGGACAAAGUAGUCCAGGAAUCAUCUGACCCAGCCCACAUUAACAACCCCUGCUACCCUAAAGGUUACAACUACACCAUGAAUUACUCAUCCAUUUAUAACACAGAGUGCACAAAGAAGCCAGCAAACUACAACCCAGAUCAGGAACUCCUCAUUGUGGGAGCCGGUGACUCAGACAAGUGUGAGAGCAUAGUGAAAUCAAUAUUUGAUUUCAGGACUUGUUCCUCAACCCAGUGCUCCUUCGAUGGGGUCGAGCAGCCACCAGUCACUGGAGAUUUUAUGGCAUAUGCAGGAUUCUUCUACACUGCUAGGGCUCUGCUGAUGAAUGGCACAUCAGAUUUUGAUCAGUUCAACACCGCAGUUAGGAAAUUCUGCCACACAGAGUGGAAACAGCUGGUGGAAGAAAAGACAUGGAUCUCUGAAAGAUUCCUUCGGACUUACUGCUAUGCAUCUCACUAUGUCUUCACUUUGCUGGCAGAUGGAUACAAGUUUGACAAUGAGACCUGGAAAAACAUUAACUUUCAAUCACAGGUAAAGAAAACCAGCAUAGGUUGGAGUUUGGGCUACAUGCUGAGUAUGUCUAACAUGAUCCCGUCUGAAGUGAAUGAAAUCCCCCCAAUGACAGACCCUGUCUUUGCCGGCCUUAUCUUUCUAUUCUCAGCCAUAACCAUUGUAACCACUGUCUUAGUUUUCAUCAUUAUCAUUCGCACCUGCUACUGAGAGUUUAACAUUCACAAAAGGAAUGAUCUGCCAUUUUAAGCCUUGGGGGCUGCUGUAAUCCUGUAAGAAUCUGUAGGAUCCUUCAGUAGCAUGUGCCAAGGCACCUGUACUGAUCGUUGUUAUGAGUAUGUUUUUAUUUUCAGCCUGAGCCAUUAACUGCCUUCUAUUUCAAUUAUGAAUUUUAUGAGUGUCUAAAAACUGAAGUAAGCCUCAAAAUGAAAACCCCUCACUGUGUAUCCUGCUAGUGUCUUUGAGCUAGCCUCAGAUGUGAGACUUUGUUUUAUUAGGACAGUUAAAAAAAACAAAACAAAAAAAACCAGCUCUAAAGAGCAUUAAAAACACAGUUCAUUUUUAUCUCAGGGAAACUCACAUGUGUUUAAGUAAUGGGACCUUUUUACAUUUAGUUGACUAUGGUCUUUUUCAAGCGCCAGUAAAGGAAAAAAAAAAGUUGUUGUUUACAGACAAAAAAGUGACACACUGGUUGUCAGAAUGACAGAAUAUGAAAGGGCACCCAGAAAUGUCCAUGCUCACUCUUUUUCGUUGAACAUUGUGUCAUCCCAAAAAUUGUUCAUUCUCAAAAUGAGAUUAUUUAUGUGCAUGCACACUUGUGUGCUACACACAUGGACCCUCAGGCAGAAGCAUGAGUUACAAACUCACCUAUUGAUUAUGUUUUUCUUCGUGUAGAAUAUAUAUGUAAUUGCACUGAAUGCGUCUGCUUUACUUACAAAAUAGUAGCACUUUGCUUCAGCUUUGUUGUAGUGUUUUUCACUGUGUGUGAACUCAUUGAAAACUAUAGGUACAUAACAAUACUCCAUACAAUACUCAAUAAAAACCUCCCUAAUAAAACA
Thunnus maccoyii (southern bluefin tuna) is the source of this 3061-nucleotide messenger RNA. It is a transcript of the gene entpd3, whose product is annotated as ectonucleoside triphosphate diphosphohydrolase 3. Gene Ontology annotation, cellular component: plasma membrane. Gene Ontology annotation, biological process: nucleoside diphosphate catabolic process. The record is from RefSeq and is a predicted model, not a curated record. Bases 711 to 2213 code for a protein of 500 amino acids. Gene Ontology annotation, molecular function: GDP phosphatase activity; UDP phosphatase activity. The transcript has 11 exons. Lineage: Eukaryota; Metazoa; Chordata; Actinopteri; Scombriformes; Scombridae.